AUGAACCCGUUAUUCGGCCCCAACCUCUUCCUCCUGCAGCAAGAGCAGCAGGGCCUGGCUGAGCCGGAGCCGCUUCCACCCGCGCCCCUGGGGGACUUUUUCGGCGGAGAGCUGGGCCCCGCUUCAGCAGUGUCCCCUUUCCCGGCCCCCCCUGCUGCCAUGGCCCUCCGCAAUGACCUGGGCUCCAACAUCAACGUGCUGAAGACCCUGAACCUGCGGUUCCGCUGCUUCCUGGCCAAGGUGCACGAGCUGGAGCGCAGGAACCGGCAGCUGGAAAAACAGCUGCAGCAGGCGCUGGAGGAGGGGGGCAGCCGUCAGCGGGCUGUCCAGCGCCGGGAUCAGGCUGUGCAGACCAGCUUCAUCAGCCCCAUUCGCCCACUGGGGCUUGCCCUGGGCAGCCCCCGGCCAGCUGGGCUCUGUGCCCCCUCUAGGGUUUUGGGCUCUCCUAGCUGCCACCUUGGGGUACCAUUCACGCCUUCUUCCCAGCCUCCUCCCUUGUCUGGCAGCCCCUUUUCAUCCUCAUCUCGCUUCAUGCCAGGCACCAUCUGGUCCUUCUCGCAGGCCCGUCGGCUGGGCCCAGGACCUGAGACCACCCUGGUUCAGGGGCCAGGGGUCUCGUGGGUUCAUCCUGAUGGGGUUGGCGUGCAGAUCGACACCAUCACCCCUGAGAUCCGGGCCCUCUACAAUGUGUUGGCCAAGGUGAAGAGGGAGCGCGACGAGUACAAACGCAGGUGGGAAGAGGAGUAUACUGUGCGUGUCCAGCUGCAGGACCAAGUGACCGAGCUGCAUGAGGAGGCCCAGGAGGCUGAAGCGUGCCAGGAGGAACUGGCCCUGAAGGUGGAGCAGCUCAAGGCAGAGUUGGUUGUCUUCAAGGGUCUGAUGAGCAAUAACCUCACAGAGCUGGAUACCAAGAUCCAAGAGAAGGCCAUGAAAGUGGACAUGGAUAUCUGCCGGCGCAUUGACAUCACAGCCAAGCUGUGUGACGUGGCACAGCAGCGUAACUGUGAGGACAUGAUCAAAAUGUUUCAGAAGCAGCUGUCUCUGCACUUGUCUCCCAUUAAGGUCCCAGCCACGGCGGGGCGGAAGCGGGAGCGGAAGCUGAUCAGUGACGAGGACGCUUCACUGUCUGAGAACGAUGCCUCCAAGAAGCCUGAAGAGGAGGAAGAUGAAGAGACCACAGCCAUGAGCAUCAAUGAGGAGAUGCAGAGGAUGCUGAACCAGCUGAGGGAGUAUGAUUUUGAGGAUGACUGUGACAGUCUCACAUGGGAGGAGACAGAGGAAACGCUGCUGCUCUGGGAGGAUUUCUCCGGAUAUGCUAUUGCAGCUGCAGAGGUGCAGGGGGAGCAGCAGGAUGACUGUCUGGAGAAGGUGAUUAAGGACACGGAGUCGCUCUUCAAGAGCCGCGAGAAGGAAUAUCAGGAAACCAUCGACCAAAUAGAGCUGGAGCUUGCAACAGCAAAGAAUGACAUGAAUCGGCACCUGCAUGAAUACAUGGAAAUGUGCAGCAUGAAGCGUGGGCUGGAUGUGCAGAUGGAGACCUGCCGCCGGCUCAUCACCCAGUCUGGAGACAGAAAGUCUCCUGCUUUCACACCACUCUCUAACAGUGAACCGGCCCUGAAUGAGGAUACCGAGGAGUCCAAUCACGACCUCCCAACGGAUGCCUCUAUCAGAUAAUUUGAGAGGCCCUGCCCACUCCUGGCAAGGCAGAGAGCAGGGGUGUCUGAACUGUGGCUGGGAGAGACUG
Emys orbicularis (European pond turtle) is the source of this 1744-nucleotide messenger RNA. RefSeq names its product intermediate filament family orphan 1 (gene IFFO1). The record is from RefSeq and is a predicted model, not a curated record. The coding region runs from base 1 to 1674 and encodes 557 amino acids. The transcript has 10 exons. NCBI's taxonomy places the organism in Eukaryota, Metazoa, Chordata, Testudines, Emydidae.